UCGGCGUUACAAAUACACCUAUCCAAUAAAAGCAAAAACUCUAUAGAGGCUCUGGCAGUAGACUCGAAGCGAUAGACGCGAAACCAUCGCGAUUGAGCGCCAGAAUAUAGAGUUUGUUUACAUUUCUCGGUCGUGUUAGAGCAAAUUUCUGUGGCAAAUUGAACCAAAUGAGUCCAGAGACACCCAGUUCUUCGGGUAGUGACACUUCGAGGCCGCCAAUCAAGUGUGCCGAGGAAAGACUGAUGGUGGCCGUGAGGGUGAGACCGUUGAAACGGGACGAGUCUCAAAGGGUUUUGUAUGCUGCUGACGAAAAAAAAAUUAUAUUGGAAGAUUUCGACAAAUGUGACUCCAUCCGACAGAAAAAAGGCAUAGAACGACAAUACACUUUCGACGUUGUUUUCGGUGAAACUGUCAACCAGGAAACCGUCUAUGACGUCACUACCAGUAGCUUGGUCAAAGAUGUUUUGAAUGGGUACAAUGCUACUGUUUUCGCUUACGGUCCCACCGGAGCGGGUAAAACCCACACAAUGGUGGGCGACAGAAAUCAUCCGGGCAUAAUGAUUAGAGCCCUAAACGACCUCUUCGAAGUUGUCAAAGAUAAAGAGGAGGAAUAUUCGGUCACCAUGUCUUAUUUGGAGCUGUACAACGAAAAUAUACGCGACUUGCUCAAUCCGUCUUCGGGCUAUUUGGAGUUGCGAGAAGAUUCCAGAGGCCGGAGUAUACAUGUGGCUGGAUUGACUGAGAUUUCAACUACUAGCACGGAUGAGAUUAUGCAAUUGCUUGAAAAGGGCAACAAAGCUAGGACUAUAGAACCCACAGCAAUGAAUCAAACGUCUUCUAGAAGCCAUGCUCUCCUCAGCGUUACCGUAAGGCACACAGUUCCUGUGAAUAAAAAAGACCAUUUGAGAAUGCGUAUAAAACAAGGAAGACUUUUCAUGAUCGAUUUGGCUGGUUCCGAGAGAGCGAACAAAACGAAAAAUAGGGGCAAACGAUUGCAGGAAGGCGCUCAUAUAAAUAGAUCGUUACUGGCACUUGGAAAUUGCAUUAACGCUUUAGCUGGAGGAGCCCGAUACGUUAAUUACAGAGACUCAAAAUUAACGAGACUGCUCAAAGACGCUCUGAGCGGUAAUUGUAGAACAGUGAUGAUAGCUCACGUAAGUCCAGCCGCUAAUCAGAAAGACGAAUCCAGAAAUACUUUAACAUAUGCUGAUAGAGCCAACAAUAUAUCAACAAAAGUUGAAAGAAAUGUUCUGGAUGUUUCUUAUCAAGUGACGCAAUAUCAAACCGUGGUAAACGAGCUGCGAUCUGAAAUAUCCAGGCUUCAAAGCAAAAUGAAGGAAGAACGUCCAAGAUCGGCCGACAUUAAAUUGAACGCCGAAGAGCGAAGCAACGAAGUGCGUAAUUUAAGGGAACAAAUUGUUGACACCUUUAAAACGCAAAUGAAACUUAGGAGGAAAUUAAUGGAGAUUGAUGCACAUCUUUUAGGGCUUGGAAUGGAAGCUGAAAGACAGCAUUUGAUAAUUUCCCAUUGGGAAUCUAGAAAUAAUAAACUUUAUAAGAAUAGUAUAAAUGUUAGUAGGGCAAGGACUCAGCAAAGCAUCCGAAGACGAAAAUUAGUCUCAGCAGACAGAUUCAGAUCGGCUGGUAAUGAAGAAGAUUGUAAUGGCGGUGGUUCCGAUGUUGACGAAGCUGAAGCUGAAUCAGCUGUACAACAAGCUUGGGGCGAGCUAGCUGACAUCGAACGAGAACAAGACAGAUGGUCCGAGUUGAGAACUCACAUUGAAUUGAAACUGGAAGCUUGCAGGCAACGUGGAGUUAGGCUUGAAGAUAAAUUACCAUCUCUUCUCUCGUCGGACGACGAACGUGAAAUCUUGGCUCUAAUUUGUAGAGUGCACGAACUGGAAGCCGACAAAAUGGCUUUACAAUCCGAAAGGCUGGUGAGACAGCACGAACUGAAACGUCGAGAUUUGCUCAUAAUCAGAUACGAUAGACAACGGCAAUUGUGCGAGGAAAUUAUCACUAGACAAAGGCAACUAAUUGAAGAAACUAAAAUAAAGUUGCCACCCGAUCUGCAAGAAUUGUACCAAAUGUAUCAGCAAGAAAUCCAUGCGGCUACUUAUACAGACUUUCAACCACCACCGUCCACUGCAGGUGUUACUCCUGACAAACUUCCACCUAUAAGUAAAAUUUACAGUGAUCCAAUGUUUAAGCCAUCAUUGACAUCAGAUCCGAGCGUAUCACCUCCGUCAUCUUCAGAGAGUGGAGGCGAUGAAGUACCGAAAAAUCCGAACAACGUCGAUAGAGUGAUGGGACACGUGGUAACUCGGCCUGGAUCUGUGAUGAAGCUGCCUCCUUUGCCUCCUAGUCCUCCUAUCAGGCUACCGACUCGAUCCAAAGAUUCCGCACAUACUAUGAGAAGAGCGGUCAGUGAAGAUAGAAUUUCUGAGACUGCUGGGCCAUCUACUAAAGAUUAGUAAUCGUGGAGAUUUUUUUGUGUGAAUCAUUUUGUUGCGCACAAAAUAGUUUUUUUUUGUAAUUUUUAUUGCAGUAUUAUUAAUAAUUAUUAAAUAUGAUGUUUUUUUCUUUUAGUCCAAAUUGUUUUAGUCUCGUCCUAAUAAUUCAAAUUAUGGAUUUAUUUUUUUAUACAUUUGUCCGAAAC
This is a messenger RNA of Ceutorhynchus assimilis (cabbage seed weevil), 2659 nucleotides long. NCBI's taxonomy places the organism in Eukaryota, Metazoa, Arthropoda, Insecta, Coleoptera, Curculionidae. The record is from the annotation of a GenBank genome assembly.